AUGUUUAUACCAGGAAUCGAUCUUUCAAUCGACUUUAUUACCUAAUACUUUUCAUAGAAGUUUUGUAUACUUGAUAUCGAUCGUAUAUGUUUUAUUAAUAACUUUAAAUUACCGAAGGUUAAGCAUGUCUGACAAGAAGAGUGAUUCAGGAGAUAAAUCAUCAAAAGGGAAACCACAAAGUUUGCCACCUGGCAUUAAUUUCUUAAACGCGGGUCUUUCGGGAAUGUUCGCCACAUGUUUUGUCCAUCCAAUGGAUGUAAUCAAAAAUCGUAUGCAAAUGAGCAAAGAUCCGGUUGGAGUAUUCACGAUGGUCAGUCGAAUUUUUAAAAACGAAGGAAUCACAAAAUUCUACGCAGGAUUAUCAGCAGGUUUACUUCGUCAAGCUACCUAUACUACAACCCGUCUUGGGAUAUACAAUCAACUUUUAGAUAUUUGGAGAAGUAAAAAUACAGAAAAUCCAAAUUUUGGAGUUUUGGCUGCUAUGGGAAUAGUUGCUGGAGCCUGUGGUGCUUUCGUUGGCACUCCUGCUGAAGUAGCACUUGUUAGAAUGACGUCAGAUGGACGAUUACCAGCAGAUCAAAGAAGAAAUUACAAAAAUGUACUGGACGCUUUUAUUCGAAUUUGUAAAGAAGAGGGCGUUACAAAUCUAUGGCGUGGUAGUGUCGCAACUAUGGGAAGAGCCGCCAUAGUUAAUAUGUCACAAUUAGCAACUUACAGUCAAGCUAAAAAUAUUCUCGCAUCAAAAUACAAUGUCAAAGAUGGAAUACCUUUACACUUUUCUGCCUCCAUGAUAUCAGGAUUCGUCACUGCUUUUAAUUCAAUGCCCUUUGACAUUGCCAAAACAAGAAUACAAAAUAUGAAGAGCUCUGGAAAAACUCCUAGUAUGAUGUCAAUAAUCUACUCUAUUGUCAAAACCGAAGGUGUUAUCUCCCUUUGGAGGGGUUUUUGGCCAACGUAUUGCAGAAUAGGACCUCACACUGUACUUACCUUCAUUUUCAAUGAACAAUUCGCCAAAUUUUACAGACAAACUUUUAUGUAAGCUACACUGUAACUCAUUGUUAUAUUUAAAACAAUUAUACGAAUUUUAUAUUGUAAAACGACAAACAAUUACGAAUGCCACG
Molecule: messenger RNA, 1121 nt
Organism: Cephus cinctus (wheat stem sawfly)
Lineage: Eukaryota; Metazoa; Arthropoda; Insecta; Hymenoptera; Cephidae
Product: mitochondrial 2-oxoglutarate/malate carrier protein
Exons: 7
Coding region: 125-1039 (304 amino acids)
Biological process (GO): phosphate ion transmembrane transport; succinate transmembrane transport; malate transmembrane transport
Molecular function (GO): malate transmembrane transporter activity; sulfate transmembrane transporter activity; oxaloacetate transmembrane transporter activity
Source: RefSeq, a predicted model, not a curated record